This is a messenger RNA of Porites lobata, 529 nucleotides long. NCBI's taxonomy places the organism in Eukaryota, Metazoa, Cnidaria, Anthozoa, Scleractinia, Poritidae. The record is from the annotation of a GenBank genome assembly.
AUGUUUGCAGUUACAAACGAAACGACUAAAUACAAGCUCAGUCUAGGAACGUUCUCAGGUAUCGUGCUUGGAAUGUAUUUAAUUUUGAUGUAUAGUAUUUUGUCUUCGUGUCUUAAUUAUUCGUUCAAAGCUUGUUUGUAAGUAAGUUUCAAAAGGAGCUCAGUUACUUUUCCAAACGUAGCCCCUCUCUUGUACUUCAAUACUAGAUUAUAUUCAGGUAUUCUACCCCAAACAUUCCUGCUAAAAUGUCCUUGUAUGACUUCUAGGAAGUGCUGGUGACUCAUUAUUGGUGCAUCGUGGUUAUCCGUUUUCCACCAGAGACCGAGAUCAUGAUACUGCCAAAGCCAACUGCGCUUCGCAUUUCCAAGGAGUCUGGUGGUACACUAAUUGCCAUGAUUCAAACCUGAAUGGUUUGUAUUACAACGGUUCACAUCCACAUAAAGGUCAAGGUAUCAUCUGGAAUACAUGGAAAGGAAUUCAGUACUCUCUCAAGAGAGCUGAGAUGAAAAUCAGACCGACCGACUUUUAG